AUAUCUGGCCGCUCCCCCGGCCUGUCCGGGGAGACGACGCCGAUCUAUCGGCAACCUGUGAUCCAGGUUGCGUCGGAACGCGCCGCAUCAUCCGCUGCGAUGGGAUAGGAUCGGAUGAGGUACACGAUCAGGUGGAUGAAUCGUCGGCGGCGACCGAUCACGAGUCGGCACGGCGCCCGGCACAUCGUACAGUUUCCGGUGGAUCGCGCGCGGUCGGGAGUCGGGAGCUCGCAGACGACGACGAAAGGCGACGACAUGCCUCGUGCCAAAUCCUGGAUCGGCUUUGGGACAGAGCGAUUAGCCAAAUUUUGGUUAGAUGGGCCACCACGCGAUCUUAUGGGACUUGAUCGUUGGUCACCGCAAUGUGGGCCAUGAUAUCUGCAUACAAAGGAACGAUUCGGUUCUUCUGCGGCUUGACCACCACAUGUGGUUCUUCCAUCACUGCUAGAUCUAGCCUUAGCUAUGGACCAUCCUAUAGUGCUGAACCGAGGGCGCCCACUGCAAUAAUUCAUAAGCUGAUUCGUGCUCUCUAGAGUAUCAUAUACUUCUCCUACAAAAAAGGAGUAUCAUAUACUUCUGCUAUGCCACUAUUGUAUGUGCGCCAUUUAAUUUAUAUAGCAUGCAUACCAAGACACUCCAUGGAAAGUGAUGGCUAUCCAAUUAUAUGUAAACAUAACUAUUAUAUUCUUAGUGCUGUAGUUAGUCCUAAUAUUUGGUUGAAUUCAUGCAUAUGUGCAUUGUAAAAACAGAUUAAAAGACUUUGUAUGCAUGUUGAGCAAACUACUGUCUCUAGUCACAAAUAAGUGCCAUUUUGAACAUUUUAUCUUAAUAUAUUUGUAAGUACGACAAAAGUAGUAUUAAACUACCUUUUAAGACAAAUCUACGGACCGAUGAUGUAUCAUGUUCAAAUAUCCAAACCCAACACAAAUGGCAUUUAUUUUUUUACUGGAGGGAGUAAACUUCCAUAACAUAUCACACUAUAGCAAUGAAGGCUGUCCACGUGUAAGUGGCACAUGGUAAUAAUAUGUGGCGUGCACUUGGACUAAGGCACGUGUCAUCGUCUAGCCUGCUAGAUGGCAGACAUUUUGGUAUGUACGUAGAAAAGUCUUUCACAUGCAUUACGGUGUUUGGCAAUCAUAAUGGGCCCGGGCUACAAAGUAACUUACACACUGAGGUUGAAUAGUGUGCUGUAGUAAUGCAAGACCGGCAACAUCUAAGGCUACGAUGAUUAGCACAUCGUCCCCUCCAAAACCACUACUACCUUAAAUUAGGUCUAAGUUCUAACUUAGGAGGGUAAUAAAGUAGAAUUAUUGCAAAGUCCAAGGGAAAUACCUGCAAUUUUGCAGCAAUGUACAUAUGCAUCACCAAAGGAAAAGCUAUUACGACAACAAAAGCUGGCCACAGAAUAUACAAGGACUACAGGGAAAGUUAAAUUCUUUUGUUACGUCUUUCAGCAGAUAGAAUGAAAAGAAGAACACACACUCAACGUCGUGUAAAAGUAAAAGACGACCAGGCUAGUAUAUAUGUCCAGCGAGCAACACGCCAAAACACGAAGGCCCAAGCACAGUGAAUUCCGCCUAGCUGGCCGUCCAUGCAAGCUUGCUGCUUGGGCCGCCCACACACUCCAGCCACAGAAAAGCAGGCUAGAGCCGAUCAGCCGAGAGCCCGGAGAGCGAGGCGUGGGCCCGGAAAAAUCUCCCCAGCCACCUCCCGGCCAAUGAGGAGGCGGUGCCCACGUGGCUUGCUCCACGUCCCCCUCCCCCCAUUCCCCUAUUUCUAUCGCCUCGCCGGUGGUCGUUGCAGCUUUGCAGGGACACACACAGACAGUACACACACAGGCCUUCUUCUACCCCUCGGCGACUGGGUGCUAGCUCAACAGCAGCUUAACUGAUCUAAAGCUUUUCUUCAAGUAAAGCCCUAGCUGGUAGUGUCCUACUCAGCUCUCACCAUGGGCGAUUCCUCAUCCUCAUCAGCAUCUUACAUCAGAAUGGUUCACCAUCUGAUAGAGAAGUGCAUCUGCUUCAACCUGAACAAGGAAGAGUGCAUGGACGCGCUGGAAAAGCAUGCCAACGUCAACCCUGUAAUCACUUCCACCGUGUGGAAGGAGCUGGAGAAGGAGAACAAGGAGUUCUUCGAGACGUACAACAAGGACCGCGUGGAGCGGAACAUCGAGGCGGAGACGAUGCAGCGGAUCCAGAAGAUGCUCGCCGAGGCGGCGGCCUCCAAGACCUCCGACGACGACGAGGGCUAGUAGCUGUGGUCAGCUAAACUAGGGCUAUAGAUAGCUCCUCCAUUAGCUCCAUCCAUCCAUGUGGGACAAAGCUUACACACCGUACCUCACGUGAGAGUUGAGACCAUUCUAUAUAUAUCUUAAUAGCUAGCUAUUAGCUUACUUAUUAGCUGCCAAUAAUAAUAUGCCUUUUGCGAGAACACCAUGCAUGCAUGUGUCGAAAAAUGCUUAAGAUUAUAUUAAUUAGGAGGUCAUCAAGAUCAAACUAUGUUUAAUUCAUGUAUGUAUAUGUAUAUAUCUAUUUUAUGUACAGAAGACGAUGAAUAUUCAACCCA
This is a messenger RNA of Setaria italica (foxtail millet), 2565 nucleotides long. RefSeq lists its product as uncharacterized. The record is from RefSeq and is a predicted model, not a curated record. NCBI's taxonomy places the organism in Eukaryota, Viridiplantae, Streptophyta, Magnoliopsida, Poales, Poaceae. The transcript has 4 exons. The coding region runs from base 1949 to 2251 and encodes 100 amino acids.